Molecule: messenger RNA, 2012 nt
Organism: Echinops telfairi (small Madagascar hedgehog)
Lineage: Eukaryota; Metazoa; Chordata; Mammalia; Afrosoricida; Tenrecidae
Gene: HADHB
Product: hydroxyacyl-CoA dehydrogenase trifunctional multienzyme complex subunit beta
Exons: 16
Coding region: 111-1538 (475 amino acids)
Biological process (GO): fatty acid beta-oxidation
Molecular function (GO): acyltransferase activity, transferring groups other than amino-acyl groups
Source: RefSeq, a predicted model, not a curated record
GGGGAGCGGUCCUUUCCGGGAAGGACCCCGAGGUCGGGCCGAGUCUUGACACUUGGGUCCGAAGCCUGCUGGGAGUCGCGUCUCCAGAGGACGGUGGUUGAGGUUUCAGAAUGACUACCUUGUUGACUUACACUUUGAAAAACCUUCCUAACCUAUCCAAAUGGGCCCUCAGAUUUUCUAUAAGACCACUGAGCUGCUCUUCCCAGCUUCAAACCGCACAAGCCACCCAGACCAAGACAAAGAAGACCUUAGCCAAGCCCAACAUGAAGAAUAUCGUGGUGGUUGAAGGUGUUCGUAUCCCCUUUUUGCUGUCCGGCACUUCAUACAAAGAAUUGAUGCCACAUGAUUUAGCCAGAGCUGCACUUUUGGGUUUGUUGCAUCGGACCAAUGUCCCAAAGGAAGUUAUUGAUUAUCUCAUCUUCGGCACAGUCAUUCAGGAAGUGAAAACAAGCAAUGUGGCAAGAGAGGCCGCCCUGGGAGCUGGCUUCUCCGACAAGACCCCUGCGCACACUGUCACAAUGGCCUGCAUCUCUGCCAAUCAAGCCAUGACCACAGGUGUUGGCUUGAUUGCUUCAGGCCAGUGUGAUGUGGUGGUGGCCGGUGGAGUAGAGUUAAUGUCUGACGUCCCUAUUCGUCAUUCGAGGAAAAUGAGGAAAAUGAUGCUGGAUCUCAAUAAAGCCAAGACUGUUGGUCAGCGACUGUCAUUGAUCUCUAAAUUCAGAUUUAACUUCCUGGCACCUGAGCUCCCGGCAGUGGCUGAGUUCUCCACCAGUGAGACCAUGGGCCACUCUGCAGACCGCCUGGCCGCUGCCUUUGCUGUUUCUCGGACAGAACAGGAUGAAUAUGCACUGCGGUCUCACAGGCUGGCUAAGAAAGCACAGGAUGAAGGGCUCCUUUCCGAUAUUGUCCCCUUCAAAGUCCCAGGAAAAGACACAGUUACCCAAGACAAUGGCAUCCGCCCUUCCUCGCUGGAGCAGAUGGCCAAGCUGAAACCUGCUUUCAUCAAGCCCUACGGCACCGUGACAGCUGCGAAUUCUUCUUUCCUGACCGAUGGCGCAUCUGCGAUGCUGAUUAUGUCCGAGGAAAAGGCUCUGGCCAUGGGCUAUAAACCAAAGGCGUAUUUGAGGGAUUUUGUGUACGUGUCUCAGGACCCCAAAGACCAACUGUUACUUGGCCCAGCUUACGCAACUCCAAAAGUUCUAGAAAAGGCAGGACUGACGAUGGCUGAUGUUGAUGCUUUUGAGUUUCAUGAAGCUUUCUCGGGCCAGAUUUUGGCUAAUUUUAAAGCCAUGGAUUCUGAUUGGUUUGCACAAAACUACAUGGGUAGAAAAACCAAGGUUGGAGCACCUCCUUUAGAGAAGUUCAACACCUGGGGUGGAUCGCUGUCCCUCGGACACCCGUUUGGAGCCACUGGCUGCCGCUUGGUCAUGGCAGCUGCCAACAGGUUGCGGAAGGAUGGAGGCCAGUACGCCUUGGUGGCGGCCUGCGCGGCAGGAGGGCAGGGCCAUGCUAUGAUAGUUGAAGCUUAUCCAAAAUAAAAGAUCAAGAGGAGGUGAGCCGACGCUUCUGUGAACCACUCACUCUAGGCAAUGCCAUUUCAAUGCAUAAAUAAAUGACGCUUGUAGUUCCCGCUCCUCGUAGGAAAGCAACGUGUGUGGUCCUCUGCCGAAUGUCUUCAGUUAAGCCUUGCCAGUGUCAGAGCUUUUCAGUACUCAUGGCUUACUGCUCUUUCAGGGAUUUUUCAGUCACCAGAUUGACACGUUGGGUUUGUUUUUUAUUUCUGUCACUGUUUUUCAUUAAACACUAUGUCAGUGGUUGCAGUAUGGGAAAUCUGUUAGCUAAAAUUUGCAAUUCUUCUUAUUUGUGUCCUGAAGCUAAGUGUUUUCUACAAAAUACAAGCCAAUGUGCCUAAAUUACAGACAGAAUCGAAACCACACCAAAAACUAAGUCAAUGUUUAAACACAUAAAUGGCAUCUCGGCCAACCUGAAUAAAAUGGAGAGUGAUUACAGGA